This is a messenger RNA of Trichoderma atroviride IMI 206040, 1248 nucleotides long. The record is from RefSeq and is a predicted model, not a curated record. NCBI's taxonomy places the organism in Eukaryota, Fungi, Ascomycota, Sordariomycetes, Hypocreales, Hypocreaceae.
AUGGCCCCAAGGAAAGACGAUGAUCAUGAGAGACGAAGACAUGGUCGUCAAAUGACCUGGCAAAAGGCGUCUGCCCUACCUCGAGGCUGCCUUGGGAGGGUACGCAGAACCGACGUCAACGCGACCGGCGGAAGCUGUGCCUGCACCUGGCCAGUACCGGUACCUGAGCAUCGCCUCGUGAGCUGCCGCCAGGGAGCUCCGACGCUGUCUGAUCCGAUGGAAGGUACUAGGCCGCUAGGAGAGCUUCAGGCUUGCAUGGUUCGCUGCACGGCCCUGUCUUUGACUUCCGCUUGCCGAGUUUUAGCGCCAGGUGCCCGUCUCAAAAAUGAGCACAUGAGCACCUCGAGCCUAACCUGUGGAUCCCCCUACUGGAUCUCUGGCUGGCGCUGGAAGUACCCAGAGGCAGGUCCUGGUAGGUGGUACCAGACGGGAUUUGCGCGCAGCAGCACUUGUCGAAUUGUGCGCCGAGCCGGAACAAAGAGAAAGAAGAAAACAAGUGCGAGGGAGAUGCAAGAAAGGGAAAGGAUGCCGGCAUUGGGCCAGCUGAGCAAAAGAGGCCGUGAGUACCGGGUACCUGCACCCAGCCCAAGCGAGUCCGCAGGCACAAAGCAGCAGUACCUGACCUCUGCUUCCCACAAUAAGCGCGCCCCUACCGGCCUGUAUCCAUCAAAUUUCUCUGCAUGGAUUGAGUGCAUGUACUCCGUAGCAGGUCACCCGCCAUCGCGCCGCUGUAGUGGGCUUAGGCGCCCCUCCUGGCCAAGAGCUACUCGCGGAUUACCUCACAGCCCAGAGAUCGCGCGCAGCUUCUACGGCGCUCUCCUCGUAAUAACCUUUGCCGGGCUGUUGGCUUUCGGUACCUCUCGUGCGUUGGUCAGGUGGUUGCUUGAGGUAGCCUCGCCCCGUCCGCCCUCGCUAGAGACUUUUAUUACCGCGCCUCGCCCUCCCCUCUUGACUUUUCUUCCACCUCACCUUGGAUCUUUCUUUACACCGAGCAGACCAAAGGCACAAAGUCCAGAAGCAGAAGCAGGUGCCCCGCAUCGCCGCAAAAGUGUAAUAGUGCAGUUCGAGCGCAGCCAGCAGAAAGUCAAUCAACCAAGCAAGCAAGCAGUGCAACGCGGCAGACAGACAGCGAGUAAUCGUCAAGAGCAUCUCCCGGGCGCGCACCUCGUAAUCGGCCGUCGCAUCACGACCAGACUUGACCAGAAUUUCUUCUUCGAAGCCCCCGUGCAGCGUUUCGUCUCGCUGUGA